AUGCCACCAUCAACCAACAACAAACCCAAGGGUAAAAGAAAGAGCAAAAAGCACCCUUCACAAACCCACGUCAGCUCCGUUCAAGACCGUGAUCAGACUCAUAGACCUAGUCCGGGCCCCAGCAACACGGUUACGCAACACAAUCCCCAGUUCUUGGCCACUUCACGACCCGGUAAACAUCGAUCUUCCAGCAAGUUUGCCUUUGGUGCUGGUGGCUCAAGCGCUACCGUGGCACCCAAGAUGGCGGAAGCCUUCACUCACGAUCUGGUGAGCCAGAUGGAGUCGGCCUUUCAGAUCACGGAUGAGGCGAAGGUUGAUUUGACCAUGCCGGUGGUGUCUGAGGAGCGCAUGACUGACAAGGGCAAGAAGAAAGAUGAGAACGACAUGGACUGGGAGCAGCAGGUCUCGCCUAGAGAGAACGUAUUUAAGAGAAGACUGAGAGCGUUGACUGGAAGCUCGCCGAAGACUCCUUCAUCUGGCCUGGGACCUGAUCGCAGACGCGCGAGCCUCGGCGCAUCCUCCCUUUCUGUUGGAUCUGAUUCACUGACAGGCCGCGAUGCCAAUUUGGCAGUUGGUCCUCUAAAGCGCCCGGGCAUUGAAGGAAAGCGUUCCUUUACUUCUCCCUCUGUGCCGCUGAAGUUGAAAUACAUCUCGCCCACUGAUUACAUGCUUGUUGACAUGGAUCUUCCUGAGACUCGACCCAUUCCCAAGGCCCCUGAGCCCGGUCUUCUGCCGAAAAUGAAAGACGCCGCACAGCAGGCCAUGGGCAAGAAGAAGUAUGACGGUACAAAGCCAUCAAAUAAAUACCACCAGACGGCUCUGCAUAUCAAUAACGUGGACGGCAAGACAUCGGAAUCCACAAACAAGAAGCAGGAGCUGAUCGAGUAUGCGCGCAGCGUGACUGGCACCGAGGUGAAGUUCCGCGACCUCAACAAUCCCAACGCGAAGCAGAGAAAGGAUGACGACCGGGUCUGGGACACCGUGAACCUCAGAUGCAUCGGCUGCCGCGGUGACUGCCCGGUUUGCGGCGGUGCAUGUUGUAUCUACGGAGACGCUAUCAGAACCAUCGAUGAUGAGUGCGCAGACGCUGAGAAGGUCGGAAAGGCGAAGCGCAUCCUCGAGGCCAUCGAGAGCCUGAGCCCCAUGAUCAUGGAUGCGGAUACCUACCAGCUGUGUAGCCAGCCGGGCGGUUGUGGUCGUUACGUAUGCCCUAGCUGCUGCGGCGUGUGUCCGAAUGGGAUCUGCCGCGACGUGCAGUGUAAGGAAGCACCGCGGCCGGCCAAGGGCAGCCGAGGUCACGUGUCGCACUUUAGCGAGCGCACCCGCACCACAAUUGUGCCAGACUUCGCGAUCCGCUACGCCGCAGAGACCGAAUCGACUCAACCACCCAACGCCAACCGACAACAUCUCGUCUCGCCCGGUCGCGCAUCUCCGACGUUCAAGAUGCGUACCUACGACGAUUCUUUCAGCGGUCAGAAGAUCUACCCCGGAAAGGGUAAGCUGUACGUCCGUGGCGACAGCAAGAUCUUCCGCUUCCAGAAUGGAAAGUCCGAGUCCCUCUUCCUCCAGCGCAAGAACCCUCGCCGGAUAGCUUGGACUGUCCUCUACCGUCGCCAGCACAAGAAGGGUAUCUCUGAAGAAGUCGCCAAGAAGCGUACCCGCCGUGCUGUUAAGCACCAGCGUGCCAUCGUCGGUGCCUCCCUCGAUGUGAUCAAGGAGCGCCGCAACCAGCGCCCCGAGGCCCGUGCCGCCGCUCGCCAGCAGGCCAUCAAGGACGCCAAGGACAAGAAGGCCGCCUCUGAGAGCAAGAAGAAGGCUGAGAAGGCCAAGCUCGCCGCCAACAAGGGUGGUGCUCAGCGCAUCCAGAGCAAGCAGGGCGCCAAGGGCUCUGCUCCCAAGGUCGCCGCCAAGUCGCGUUAA
This is a messenger RNA of Aspergillus melleus, 1920 nucleotides long. It is a transcript of the gene RPL24, whose product is annotated as 60S ribosomal eL24 domain-containing protein. The transcript is spliced from 7 exons. The coding region runs from base 1 to 1920 and encodes 639 amino acids. Gene Ontology annotation, molecular function: structural constituent of ribosome; mRNA binding. The record is from RefSeq and is a predicted model, not a curated record. Gene Ontology annotation, biological process: cytoplasmic translation. NCBI's taxonomy places the organism in Eukaryota, Fungi, Ascomycota, Eurotiomycetes, Eurotiales, Aspergillaceae. Gene Ontology annotation, cellular component: cytosolic large ribosomal subunit.